Cokeromyces recurvatus is the source of this 1392-nucleotide messenger RNA. Its product is annotated as Argonaute siRNA chaperone complex subunit Arb1-domain-containing protein. Gene Ontology annotation, cellular component: ARC complex. The transcript is spliced from 3 exons. Gene Ontology annotation, biological process: regulatory ncRNA-mediated gene silencing. NCBI's taxonomy places the organism in Eukaryota, Fungi, Mucoromycota, Mucoromycetes, Mucorales, Mucoraceae. Bases 25 to 1320 code for a protein of 431 amino acids. The record is from RefSeq and is a predicted model, not a curated record.
CUUUAUUUGUAAAAGAAAAAAAAUAUGGAAAAUCUUUCAACCCAAGAAGAAAGAGAACAGUUCAUUGACGAGUUUUUAGAUAAAGUAAACAUUGAGGAGAACAGUAAUGAACUAUUGGAGGAAGAUGAAGAUGGACAACAAAUAGAAGAAGAUAUCGCGUAUGUACCUACUGGUUUAGCUACUCCUGUUAGUGUCAUACAAAAAAAUAAAACAGAGCAACAAAAGGAGAAGAAGAAGAAGAAGAAGAAGAAGUCAAAGACUAGUAAUUUGCCAGAGGCAGGUUCUGAAUUACCUGAUGACUAUGUUGAAAAACAUCCUGAAGAUCUUAUUGAUGAUCCUUAUGAUCCUGAAAACCCAUUAUCACAGAGAGUUGAAUAUGCUAUUUGGAAAUAUCGUAAAAAUCAUAAAUUUACUGAUGAAAGAAGAUCUAUAUUUGACAAUUAUCUUAGAUUUGGUGGUAUUAAGACAGGUCCUAACAUGUUCUUGGGUCGUGCUACAAGCGCAGAUGCGCCAGAUGACCCGGAUGCAGCCAUUGACUUUGAAGCAGCUAAAACAGCUAUAGAUAGUGUUCCUGAUGAAUUAGAAGAAGGCAUGGAAGUUAAUUUUACUGAAGUGGCCCAAGUUUAUCUGGGUAAUACAUUCAUUCGUGAAAGUCGGUUUAUCUCUUUACAGAAUUUUAUUGAUGCACCUAAUUUAAUUGAUGCAUUUUUAAGAUAUCUUCAAAUUAGACGUGUUGCGCCUGAAUAUGAAGAAGAUAUUGCAAAUGCUCGUGCUAUUUGUGCUCAAGCUAAAAUUCAGUUACCAAUGUGUAAGAAAGUGAGUAGUUUGCUACCUGGUAAAUAUAAUACAGCCUGUGCAGAUGUAUUCGGCGCUUUAGACUCAGAAAUGGAUGUCUCUUGGAUGACUGAAACUACAUUGAAAAUUCAAAAGCAAUUUAUGUCCUUUGUAUCAGAGAAGCUUGGAUCAAAUGAAGAAGCGAAAAAGAUUGUUCAAUCUCGCAUUAAAAAUUUCGAUAGUGUAAAAUUAUUAGAAACUCAAGAUUGGGUCUUUGUUCAAGUGUCUGAAAUUUCUCCUUAUAAUGAAGAAACUGGUCCUGAUGAUUUAGUUCAAGUAAUUCUUAAAAAUUGUGAAGAUACCCAAGAUACUUAUAGUGUUUUAUUGGAAAAAAAAAUUGUCGAGAAUUUGAUGGUUGGUAUGGUUGCAAGAGUAACAUUGUGUAAAUUGAGUAAUGGUGAAUGGUAUCUGCAGAGCGCUACUCGUAUUAUGCCAACCUUUUACAUGGAAGAUGACUGUAUGACAGAAGAGGAUUAUGACUAUUAAUUUCUUUUUCUUAAAAAAAAAAGAAAAGAAAAGAGUAAAGAAAAUACUAUAAAAAUUUUAUUUUAUUUUUUU